Messenger RNA from Alternaria alternata, 2003 nucleotides. Its product is annotated as putative rRNA pseudouridine synthase. Gene Ontology annotation, molecular function: RNA binding; pseudouridine synthase activity. The record is from RefSeq and is a predicted model, not a curated record. Gene Ontology annotation, cellular component: box H/ACA snoRNP complex. Bases 52 to 1545 code for a protein of 497 amino acids. Gene Ontology annotation, biological process: snRNA pseudouridine synthesis; mRNA pseudouridine synthesis; rRNA pseudouridine synthesis. Lineage: Eukaryota; Fungi; Ascomycota; Dothideomycetes; Pleosporales; Pleosporaceae. The transcript has 4 exons.
GAGAACAUCGCAUCGCCAAUUGCAACACCACCAACCAACACAAUAAUCGCCAUGGCUCUCGUGCAGACCGACCCCGACGCGUAUGUGAUCAAGCCAGCGGCGGCUGCGCCUGCCAUCGACACCAGCGACUGGCCUUUGCUGCUCAAGAACUACAGCGACCUGCUCGUUCGCACAUCGCACUACACUCCCAUCCCCAACGGUUGCGCGCCGCUAUCGCGAGACCUCAAGUCGUACAUUAGCUCUGGUGUCAUCAACCUCGACAAGCCUUCCAACCCAUCCUCUCACGAAGUCGUGUCAUGGAUCAAGCGCAUGCUGAGAGUCGAGAAGACUGGUCACAGCGGUACUCUCGACCCCAAGGUCACUGGUUGCCUCAUCGUCUGCAUUGAUCGUGCCACCCGUCUCGUCAAGUCCCAGCAGGGAGCCGGAAAGGAGUACGUUUGCGUCAUUCGCAUGCACGACAAGCUUCCUGGAGGCGAGGCGCAGUUUGCGCGUGCCCUUGAGACGCUCACCGGAGCUCUGUUCCAGCGUCCCCCGCUCAUUUCCGCCGUCAAGCGUCAACUCCGUAUCCGAACUAUCCACGAGAGCAAGCUUUACGAGUUUGACAACGAGAGGCAGCUCGGUGUCUUCUGGGUCAGCUGCGAGGCCGGAACCUACAUCCGUACUCUUUGCGUGCAUCUUGGUCUUUUGCUCGGUGUCGGCGCUCACAUGCAGGAGCUGCGCCGUGUCAGGUCUGGAGCUAUGGACGAGACCAAGGACCUGGUCACUCUGCACGACGUUCUCGAUGCCCAGUGGCUGCACGACAACAACCGCGACGAGGCCUACCUUCGCAAGGUCAUCGCACCUCUCGAGAGUCUUCUGAUGAGCUACAAGCGUAUCGUCGUCAAGGACAGCUCUGUCAACGCUAUCUGCUACGGUGCUAAGCUCAUGCUUCCCGGUCUGCUGCGUUUCGAGAAGGGUAUUGAGAUCCACGAGGAGGUUGUCCUCAUGACCACCAAGGGUGAGGCUAUUGCGCUCGCAUACGCGCAGAUGUCUGCCGUUGAGAUGUCAUCAUGCGACCACGGUGUUGUUGCGAAGAUCAAGCGUGUCAUCAUGGAGCGCGACCUUUACCCCAGGAGGUGGGGUAUGGGCCCAGUCGCCACCGAGAAGAAGAAGAUGAAGGAGGCUGGCACUCUCGACAAAUUCGGCCGCCCCAAUGACAAGACUCCCGCUAAGUGGAACACCGAGUACAAGGACUUCAACAGGAACGACGUCGAUGGCGCUUCCGCACCUGUCGCUGAGACCACCUCCACGUCCGAGGUCCUCGCCGCUCCUGCUGUCCCCGCAACUGGUCUCGCACCUGCCGAAGAGGCUGAGGCGGAAGCCGAGGUCGCCGACAAGAAGAGCAAGAAGCGCAAGAGCCGUGGUGACGGCGACGACGAGGGUGAUGAAGACAAGGCCGAGCGCAAGCGCAAGAAGAAGGAGGAGAAGGCUGCGAAGAAGGCCGCCAAGGCCGAGAAGAAGGACAAGAAGAAGAGCAAGGAUGAUUCUGACAGCGACUCCGACUAAACGAUCAAUAUCUGAACGAUGGACGUCCGGACAAAGCAACAGCGCGCAUCGCUGCUUGCCUGUAAAAGCGCUGUACACCACAAAAUCGUGUACAUGUCAUAGUUACUACUACUCUAUCCUUGGAUACCAGCUUCUUCAAAUGUAGCAUACCGGAAAAUGGCGUUUGGGAUCAUGGGCAUGCCGGCGUUUUUUGGCGUGUCGAAGCUUUCUGCGACAAAGGUGGUCGAUUGCGUGUUGACGUGCGAUAUAGCUUGUUGCUAGACAUGUUCAAUUCACUGUUUAAACUUCAUCUUUCUGACUCUUCCUCAUGGUCAUUACGAUGUGCAGUGGUGCGUGUAGGCUGUACUGACUCUGCACGAGCUAUUGAGAUUGGGUAACUCUUGCAGCGUGUCCAUGAGCUGUCGAUGGGUCUGUCAUGUUGAUGCAAAUCGCUGCUGAUGUGUCACGGCCCCAGUCCU